GCACAUUGCCUUGACUUGAUGUUGGAAGAUAUUGGAAAGCUACCAAACAUCAAGAGGACAUUGGAGAGGGCUAUAUCACUAAAUGGGUAUAUUUAUAAUCGCUCAGGGCUACUCAACAUGAUGAGGCGGUUUACUGGACAAAGGGAAUUGCUUAGGCCUGCUAAGACUCGGUUUGCAAAUGCUUUCAUCACAUUAUCGCGAUUGCAUGAACAAAAAAACAAUUUGAGGAAGAUGUUUACAAGCUCAGAUUGGUCAGAUAGUAAAUGGGCAAAAGAGCAGAAGGGGAAAACUAUAGCCAACAUAGUUCUAAUGCCUUCAUUUUGGAACACUAUUGUGUUUUGCUUAAAGGUUUCGGGUCCCCUAGUUCGUGUGCUUCGUUUGGUUGAUGGUGAAAAAAAAGCUCCUAUGGGAUACAUCUAUGAGGCCAUGAAUAGAGCUAAGGAUGCAAUUGUGAGAAGUUUUAAUGGAAAUGAAGAGAAGUACAAAGAAAUCUUCAACAUCAUUGAUAAGAGGUGGGAGAUUCAGCUUCAUCGGCCUUUACAUGCAGCAGGGUACUUUUUGAACCCGGAAUUCUUCUAUGAUAAGCCAGAAAUAGAGCAUGAUGCCGAGAUUAUGAGUGAUUUGUAUAAAUGCAUCUUAAGGCUAACAAGAGACCCUGCUAAGCAAGAAAAAGUUGUGGCCGAAGUGAGUUUGUUCACAAAUGCCCAAGGACUAUUCGGGAAUGAGUUAGCUGUUAGGACAAGAAAGACUAGAGCACCAGCUGAAUGGUGGGCUGCAUAUGGAGCUUCAGCUCCAAAUUUGCAAAAGUUUGCAAUGAAAGUCCUCAACUUAACAUGCAGUGCAUCAGGUUGUGAACGGAAUUGGAGCAUCUUUGAAAAUAUUCAUAGCAAGAGAAGAAAUAGGUUAGAUCAUCAACGCUUGAAUGAUUUGGUGUACAUCAAGUAUAAUCGAGCCUUGAAGAGAAGAUACAAUGAACGUAACACCAUUGACCCAAUUUCCUUGAAAGAUAUAGAUGAUAGCAAUGAAUGGUUGAUAGGGAGAAUGGAAGAUGAGGAUUCUCAUGGAGGUGCACAAGAUGAUUUUGUAUUUGAUGAUGACAAUUUGACAUGGGGUGAUGUUGCUAGAGCUGCUGGAGCUAAGGAGGCCAAGUUUGAUACUAGAGCUAGAGCUAGAGCAAGCUCAAGCAUAAUACCACCAACAAGGGGGAUAGCUUCAAGUUCUAGAACUUUGCCUUCUUAUUCACUAAUAGAUGAAGAUGAAAAUGGAGACAUAGUUGAUUUAGCAGAUGAAGAAGAUGGGGAAGGCUACAAAUGUGGUGAUGGAAAUGAUGAUGAUGAUGAUUUUGUUGAUUUAGAGGAGAAGUGAUGAUUGCUUGUUGUGGACAAAUUUGUGAUUUAAGUGUUUUUUAAUGAUGUUUUUGAAUUGUGGACAAAUUUCAUGUUUUGGACCUUUAGGUUUGGAAACUUUGAAUUUGGAUAUGUAUUAGGCAAUUAGCAAUAUGGAUUUGGAUUUGUUUUUA
Molecule: messenger RNA, 1519 nt
Organism: Vitis vinifera (wine grape)
Lineage: Eukaryota; Viridiplantae; Streptophyta; Magnoliopsida; Vitales; Vitaceae
Exons: 3
Coding region: 19-1365 (448 amino acids)
Molecular function (GO): protein dimerization activity
Source: RefSeq, a predicted model, not a curated record